AUGAAUCCACAUACGCGAUUGACGGAAAAGGAUUUUGUCAUGGCUAUGGUCAAUAAUGAAAACGAAUUGUUUUCUUAUUUUGAUUCUGCAUUCUUACGUAAUUGGGCGGGUCCUGAACAUUGGAAGUUAAAAAGAACUAAUAAAAAUAAAGGAACCAUAGAAAUUGAAGGAGAAACAAAGGAGAAGAAGAAAAAAGAGCCGGGUUUUAUUAAUUUUAUUGAAUCAGAGGAUGUGGAUGAGCGAAUCAUUUUUGCUUCUGGGAGAAAUACAAUAAAUGCGCCCAAGUUAGCCGAAGAAGUACCACAUGGUCACCUACUUCCCGACGAUAUGCAUUUUUCGUCAAAGCAAUUGCUUCAAUUAUUCUUAAAACCUGAAUUUAUGAAAUUAAUAAGCAUUAUUAUUUAUUCAGCAGCUUUACCAGACAUGACUAUCUACACUGCUGGAGAUUGUUUUUACGACGAUUAUGAUGAGGACGAAUUAGAGGGCGAAUUUGGUGAUAAUUUGGUAAUUCAGACAAAGAGAAAUAAACCCGAGUUUAUCAAAUACGCCAAGACAGCAAAAAGAAUCGACGUUAAGAAAUUGAAGGAAAAUAUGUGGAAAACGUUAGAUGAUAAUACGACAUUUUCGGGAGUUAUUGGUGAUCUAAAGAAAGUAUAUCCUCAAAGAAAGAUGAAAGAUAUUUCGGUACCGCUAUGUUUUGUUAGCUUAUUGCAUUUAGCAAGUGAGAAAGGUCUGGAAAUUACAAAUAAUGAUCAAUUAACAGAUUUACAUAUUGUUAAAUGA
Molecule: messenger RNA, 783 nt
Organism: Funneliformis caledonium
Lineage: Eukaryota; Fungi; Glomeromycota; Glomeromycetes; Glomerales; Glomeraceae
Source: the annotation of a GenBank genome assembly